Molecule: messenger RNA, 2820 nt
Organism: Arachis duranensis
Lineage: Eukaryota; Viridiplantae; Streptophyta; Magnoliopsida; Fabales; Fabaceae
Product: EIN3-binding F-box protein 1
Exons: 2
Coding region: 151-2097 (648 amino acids)
Biological process (GO): SCF-dependent proteasomal ubiquitin-dependent protein catabolic process
Cellular component (GO): SCF ubiquitin ligase complex
Molecular function (GO): protein binding
Source: RefSeq, a predicted model, not a curated record
UUAUUGCUCUCAAGAAUCAAACACAGCCAAAACUGAAGUCACCGCCUUGUUCUUCUUCGUGUUCUUCUUCGUCUUUUUUGCUCUCUUUGGAGGGUUCUUUUGUGGAGAACGGUGCGGAUCUGACCUCUCACGGUAUUUUGAGCUGUGCCAAUGUCUAAAGUCUUCGGCUUUUCCGGAGUUGAUAAUUUUUGCCCUGGUGGGUCAAUAUAUGCCUGUGGCAACCCCAAGGAAGCAAGUUUAUUCCUUCCUCUUGGUCCACAAGUUGAUGUUUACUUUCCACCUCGGAAGAGAUCGCGGAUCAGUGCUCCGUUUGUUUUCAAUGGAGAAUGGCUUGAACAGAAACAAAAGACAUCUAUUGAAUCAUUACCAGAUGAGUGCCUCUUUGAGAUCCUUAGGCGGUUGCCUGCAGGACAAGAUAGGAGCGCCUGUGCUUGCGUUUCCAAGCGCUGGCUUAUGUGUCUAAGCAAUAUUUGCAAGAGCGAAAUUUGCUGCAACAAAAGUGCUGCACCACAGAGCAGCCUUAGUGUAAAAGAGGGGGAUGAUGAGGAAUUUGGUGGCGAGGGAUACCUCUCCCGGAGCUUGGAAGGAAAGAAGGCAACAGAUAUUAGACUUGCAGCAAUUGCAGUUGGAACUGCAUCUCGAGGAGGAUUGGGGAAGCUUUCGAUCCGUGGAAGCAAUUCAGACCGUGUGGUGACCAAUCUUGGUCUCAAAGCAGUUGGUCAUGGAUGCCCUUCUUUGAAGUCUCUUUCUCUCUGGAAUAUUGCUACAAUUGAUGAUGAAGGCUUAAUUGAGAUUGCAAAUGGAUGUCAACAGCUGGAGAAGCUUGACCUUUGCAAGUGCCCAGCAAUAACGGACAAGGGUUUGAUUGCAGUUGUGAGGAAAUGCCCAAAUCUGACAGAGUUAUCGUUGGAAUCUUGUCCUAACAUUGGUAAUGAAUGUCUAAGUGCUAUUGGGAAAAGCUGCUCCAAUCUGAAGUCCAUAGCCAUCAAGGACUGCAGUAGUGUUGGUGAUCAGGGAAUCGCUUGCUUGUUUUCUUCGACGAAUUUGCUUCUGUCGAAGGUGAAACUACAAGCACUGACUAUUUCCGAUCUAUCGCUUGCUGUUAUUGGACAUUAUGGAAAGGCAGUUACGGAUCUUGUCCUCAAUUCCCUCCCAAAUGUCAGCGAGAGGGGUUUCUGGGUUAUGGGCAACGGUAAUGGAUUGCAGAAGCUGAAGUCACUUACAGUUGGGCCCUGCCUAGGACUAACAGAUGUUGGUCUUGAAGCCGUGGGGAAGGGUUGCCCAAAUCUGAAAGCCAUCCACCUUCGCAAGUCUACACUUUUGUCAGACAAUGGGUUGGUAUCAUUUGUGAAGGCCACUUCAUCUCUAGAGAGCCUACAAUUGGAAGAGUGCCACAGAAUUUCCCAAUUGGGUUUUCUUGGUGUUCUUUUCAACUGUGGUGCCAUAUUGAAGGCAAUUUCUUUGACGAGCUGCUUUGGGUUCAAGGAUCUGAAUAUGGUAUUGCCCCCAUCAUCCCCUUGUGAAUCUCUUCGGUCCUUAUCAAUCAUUAACUGCCCUGGUUUUGGUAAUGCUACCCUCUCUGUCCUGGGAAAGCAGUGUCCUCAGCUUCAACAUGUUGAACUGAGUGGACUCAAUGGUGUGAGAGAUGCUGGGCUUCUCUCAUUGCUCGAGAGCAAUGAAGGUGGUCUGGUCAAAGUUAAUCUCAGUGAUUGCGUAAAUCUGACUGACAAAGCUGUUUCAUCAUUGGUAAAUCUGCAUGGUUGGACUCUUGAGGUUCUAAACCUUGAUGGUUGUAAGAAUGUCAGUGAUGCUAGCAUGGUGGCAAUUGCUAAAAAUUGCCCAUUGCUAUGUGACCUUGAUGUUUCCAAGUGCACGAUCACUGAUACUGGGAUUGCAGCCCUGGCGGAAGCGAAGCAGUUCAAUCUGCAGAUUCUUUCUUUGUCAGGUUGCAGUUUGGUUUCAGAUAGGAGCUUGCCAUCUUUGAAAAAAUUAGGCAGCACCCUUUUGGGACUAAACAUCCAGCACUGCAACUCAAUAAGCAGCAGCACAGUCGACAUGCUUGUUGAACAACUCUGGAGGUGUGACAUCCUCUCAUGAGCAAGAACAACUAAUCUCCCUCCCGCAAGUUAGCCCAGGAUCGGAACAACCUCGACGCUAGUUGGACAGUUAUGAUUAGUAUUGCACAGUAGUUUUUGGGUCCAUUAACUUUUGGGUCUUGAUCAUCAUCCAGCGACUCGGGUUCACUUUUUUUCAGGGCUUGCAGCCAUUUCACCACAAUUUUUUGCAGGUUUCCUUUGAAAUGGUAACCUGUUCUAAGGUUUUUUGGCCGUCCCAUUCAUGGGAUUGCCACCUUAAUGGCUGCAUUAUCUCUGAGAACAUAGUUACCUGGUUCUGGAUUUAGGAAUCUUUCUUCACCAUGUUUAUGGUUUUUCAGCUACUUUUACCAGAGUCUUUUCAAUGUUGUUUUACCAAAUAUGCCACAAUGUUUGGGUCUCCCUUUUACUCAAAGGGCACAAUAGGUUCCACUUUGUGUUGUUUUUAGGUUGCUUGCAGUUGUUGAGUUCAGAGUUAAUGAUGCCUUGUCCUUAUAGUGGCUUUGGCCAUGGCAGCAAGUUAUACAGUUCUGCCAUGACAACCUCUUCUCUCUCCUUUGGGAAGUUGGUUGUUUUUUAUAUUCCAAGGUCCUAGUUUUCUCAAGGCUUCAAUUUUUUUUAUGGACUUGUAACUGCAACUUCUAUACAAUGUAAUGAUGUUCAUAUGUGCCCUUUGUGCUGUAAUGCUAUGGAAAGUUAUGAAUAAAAUUUGUAGUUUGGUUCCAAA